AUGGAGGGCGCCACCAAGCUAACGCAGAGCAACGCCAUCCUGCGCUACAUUGCCCGCAAGCACAACAUGUGUGGUGAGACAGAGGAGGAGAUCCAGCGUGUGGACAUGCUGGAGAACCACAUCCUGGAUUUCCGCCUGGGAUUUGCAGAGCUCUGUUACAGCCCUGACUUUGAGAAGCUGAAGCCAGGGUACCUGAAGGAGCUGCCGAGGAGGCUGCGGGAGCUGUCGUGGUUCCUGGGCUCCCGGCCCUGGUUUGCAGGGGAGAAGCUCACCUUUGUGGACUUCGUGGCGUAUGAUGUGCUGGACCAGCACCGCAUGUUUGUGCCCAACAGCCCUGAGCUGAGCGGGAGCCUGAGCCGGUUCCUGGAGCGCUUUGAGGCACUGGAGAAGAUCUCAGCCUACCUGCACUCAGGGCGCUGCAUGAGGACCCCCAUCUUCUGGCGCACGGCGCGGUGGUGCAACACCAAGGAGUGA
Messenger RNA from Nestor notabilis (Kea), 474 nucleotides. Its product is annotated as glutathione S-transferase 2-like. Gene Ontology annotation, molecular function: glutathione transferase activity. The record is from RefSeq and is a predicted model, not a curated record. Lineage: Eukaryota; Metazoa; Chordata; Aves; Psittaciformes; Psittacidae. Gene Ontology annotation, biological process: glutathione metabolic process.